Molecule: messenger RNA, 1953 nt
Organism: Aspergillus saccharolyticus JOP 1030-1
Lineage: Eukaryota; Fungi; Ascomycota; Eurotiomycetes; Eurotiales; Aspergillaceae
Exons: 4
Coding region: 1-1953 (650 amino acids)
Source: RefSeq, a predicted model, not a curated record
AUGCUGAUUCAAGACGGAUACCAAUCGUCCGGAUCGUCAACCCGACACUCCAGUGGGAAUCUUGGGGCAUACCUAGACGAGGACCCGGCUUGUAUGAGCUCUGGAGGGUCCAGCCGCUCUUCAAUCUCGUCGAUUCCCGCAUCGGUGUACACAAACUUGGCGGAGGGAAUGAAACCGACCACUGCAGGGCACGACCACGGACACUCCCACCCGUGGGACGCUCACGAUAGACUGGAUGGGGGCACCUUGCGACCAAUCUCAGCCAACAAGCUGCGCCAGGCCGCUUUCAGAAAACCUAGCUCGGUCAAGGCCAUGCAGAUGCAUACCGAGGAUGAGCGCGACGAUGAUGCGUUUCUGACGACGCCGCCGAAGCGCCGCGCCGGCCAUCAGCGCUACUCCGACGUGUCUAUACGCUCGGUGGGCUCGUCGUCGCUGAGAAAAUCCCAAUCUUAUUCACCCACCGGGUCUGGUGCUGCAAGAAAGCAGCGGAAAGAAGAAAAUGAAUACCCGCUAGUUCUUUUGCACUGCAACCUGCUUCCGCCAUCGCUUCCGGUCCCAGGCGCGGCGGCUUAUCACAAUCAGAAGAUUCUUAGUGAGGUGUUGCCCCCAGUCUUCUGGCGUCGGUGGAAGCUGUUGGAGGAGAAAGUGGGCUCCCAGGUGCUUCGGGAGCGCGGAGUUCUCAUCUCGCAUCCGGAAGAUAUGUACGACUUGCUUGAGGAGCGGCUGUUGGAGAGUUUGGAGCUGCAGCGUCCACGCCUCGAUCACGGUCACUUUAUUGGUCAUGAUGAGACCGAGUCAGAGAAGGAGGACCGCUCGGAGAAGGAGGAGAGCGCCACAGACGAGGAGGAAGGGGAGCCAUGCCCAGACUGCAGCGGUCAUGUCAUCCGACACGGCAACGCUGGGCGCAAGUGGGAAAUCAAGGUGUUCGCAGCCAAUGGACUGAUGAGAGCUGGAGCUUGGGCUGCAGCUUGGAGGGAGAUGGAGAAAGUGGAUGUUGAGGUUGGCCUGUGGCUGCCCUCGGAAGUUCGCCGGGAGUUGGAAAAGAGGCUUAUGGGCGAAGACUAUUAUUCCUGUCACCUUGAGCCCCAACUGCAGGUGCCGCAGUUGCAGGUGCCCGGAAGCAACCCUGUCAUUCAUGCACGCCCAGAGGCCCGACAUGCUCGUACGUCAAGCUCAAACACAGUCGACCAAAGGUCUUUUUCAUUCGAGGAAAUUAAGACUCCAUCGUCCCCGGCUGUUGAUAAGUCGACACCAGUCGAGCAGCAACAACCCCCGAAAACGGUCUUUUCUCCUCUGUCAGCCGAUGAUAUUGACAUUCACACCUUGUUGGUCAAUUACCUCCGCGUGUUGGCGAGCGACCGGCGCAAUGUGACCAUUGCCAUCCUUAGUGUUUUGGUGGUAUUCUUCGCCAUUCAAUCGGGCUCCCAUGUAAACUCUUCGGCUCUUCGUCCAUUCCCCCAGGAUCUUAUGGAGGCUGAAUCUCUUUCCAUUCCCGUUUCUUCAACUAAGCAAAUCGAGUCGGUCACGAGCCAUUCUCCCACCGCCUGCGUGAGUCAAGCCGCCCAGAGCGCAACCACCGACAUUAUCAUUGGAGAAGUGCCUAUGUCGGUGAGCGAAGUGCCGGAUUCAACGAGCGGAAGUAUUUCCUCUGCUGUGAUGUAUGCGGCCGUCGCUGAGUCGGUGCCCGCGUUUGCAGGCGACAUAUCCGAGCCGAAGAGAAACCGUCCCGGUCUCUCUUCACGGCCGUCGAGUCCGACGCGAUCUAUGACCGAGACGCGAUUGAAUGAUUUGCGCAAUCGUGCGGCAAGGCACUCUCUCUCUCCCCCUGUUUCUCUUCCAAGAGUUUCUUGUCCCUCGAGUCGAAUUCCUUCACCCUCUCCGCAUACGGCAGCUCACCAUAAACUGACGUUGAGGCAUAGGAGGAUCCCUUACUUGCUAUUGGCCUCAAUUUGA